Molecule: messenger RNA, 2064 nt
Organism: Sporothrix schenckii 1099-18
Lineage: Eukaryota; Fungi; Ascomycota; Sordariomycetes; Ophiostomatales; Ophiostomataceae
Product: RNA polymerase-associated protein RTF1
Exons: 4
Coding region: 1-2064 (687 amino acids)
Cellular component (GO): Cdc73/Paf1 complex
Molecular function (GO): DNA binding; RNA polymerase II C-terminal domain phosphoserine binding
Source: RefSeq, a predicted model, not a curated record
AUGUCCGACGUUGAUGACGAGCUCCUUGCCCUCGCUGGUGGCGGCGAGUCCUCGGACGAAGAUGUUCCCCCACAGCGCAAACGGCGCUCGGCCGCCGCAUCUGACGAUGAAGACGACGACGACGAUGCGCCCGUGAGCAGACACCGCAGCCGGAGCCAGUCCGAGUCACGCCCGGUGUCCCGCGGGGACGACAACCACCCACGCAAAAACGACUCGCCGAGCUCCGCCGGCAUGUCCGUGAAGAAGCCGACCAAGGCCAGACGGCGGGCACAGUCCGACGAUUCAGAGGAGGAGGGCGAGGCCUCAUCGCAACCCGGUACCCCCAGCUCGCAACAAUCAGCACCCAUGGACGAGUCCGACUCGGAGUCGGACGCCGAUGUGACAACCACGAAGAAGUCGCGGGCUGCCGCGGCCGCUGCUGUGGCCGACGACGACGACGAUGACGAGAAUAAGUACCCCGUCGACGGUCUCUUUGCGACGCACGAGGAGAAGGAAGAGAUUAUGGGCAUGCGCGAGGUGGAGCGUGAGCAGAUUCUGGCCGAGCGCGCCAUGGAAAAGGACCGCAUCCACCAAAACAAGCUCCUGCGCAGCCUCGUGAGCAACGACGAACAGCGUAAGAAGCGGUCGGCGAGCGCGGCCGACCUCGACGAAGGCCAGCGCAAGACAUCGCGCGUGCGCACAAAGCUGGGCGGCACCAAGGUUGGUGAGACGCACUCGGCCAUUGACACGCUCAAGAGCCGGCGUGCCGAGAAGAGCGAGCGCAACCGGCGGCGCGAGGAGGACCGUGAGCGGCGGAAAGACCGGCCGUCGUCGCGCGGCGGGCGCAGCGACAGCAGUCGCUCGGACGACGAGGACGAUGACGAUGGCUAUGAGCCGGGCGACGCCGACAGCGACGUGGAGUGGGCCAAGCCCUCCAAGAAGUCGCGGUCGCCCGAGCUCAAGGUCAGCCAGGUUGCGGAGCUGCGGGACGUGGAGCGCGUGCGUCUCAGCCGCAGCCGUUUUGGCCAGGUGUGCUUUUACCCUGGUUUCGAGGAGAAAAUCACAGGCACCUUUGUCCGGAUAUCUAUCGGCCCUGAUCCGGAGACGCGCGAGCCUGUCUAUCGCAUGGCACUUGUCAAGGGCUUCACCAAAGGCAAACCGUACGCCAUCUCGGGCCCGCAGGGCCAAAUGAUUGUCACGGACCAGUAUGUCCUGGCCGCACACGGAAAGGCCCAGAGAGAAUGGCCCUUCCUUGCAUGCUCUGACAGCCCAUUUACUGAGCUUGAUAUUAACACCACCACCCAGUCUGAGUGGUCGCGGUACCAGAAGGUGUGCCACGCCGAUGGCGUAUCCGUUCCAAAAAGGGGCCUGCUGCUCAACAAGGCGGACGAUAUCAACCAGCUGAUCAACCGCAAGUGGACCGAGCAGGAGCUCGUCGAAAAAGUCGACCGCCAACAGGAGCUCAAGAGCCGCUUCAACGGCGUCGACCGCCUGCGCCUCGAGACCGCCAUCAAAGAGGCCAAGGCCCUCGGCAACGCUGAGCGUGCACAGAAGCUGCAGGAGGAGCUCGACAGCCUCGAGACCCCCCGCCUCGCCUUCCGCACGUCCCUCACUGCAUCGACCAAGACCAGCAACGAGCCGUCGCAGCAGGAGCGCCUCGCCCGUCUCAAUGCUGAGAACCGCCGACGCAACGCCGAUGCUGUGCGCAAAGCGCAGCUGCGCGAGCGCAAGAAGGCGCGCGAGAUUGAGCGCAAAAUUGAGAAUGGCGAGGAGGUCGAGGAGGACACGUCUCGGCGUGUCAAGACGCGGGCCAAGUUUGUGCACGACAUCAAUGACAAUGGCGCCACGCCCGAGAGGAAGCCCGGCAGCCAGGCGGGCAGCGGUGCGAGCACACCGGCCAACGGCACACCGCGCCUUGGCGCACAAAAGAGCGGUUCUGGACUCCUGCCGCACCUGGCCAAGCUGCAGCAGCAACAGCGGGCGACAGCCAAGAACGGCCUGCCCGUGCUCCACAAGCCGAUUGUGGACGACGACAUUAUUGCGUCGCUCGAUCUUGACAUUGACGACAACAUCUUUGACGACUAA